AUGUCAAACACGAGAAUGCUCCACGACACCGAUAAGGCUGCAAGAGAAACUAUACGUCUGCUAUCCAGCUUGGAAUCUGUGUACAAAGACCUCGAAUCCUGCCCAGGCAAGCGGUCCAGGAACAGCGACUAUAUUAGUUACAAUGCUAUGCAUGACUCUAUUCUCCCUGAGGGCGAGGACCAGAAUGAUUCGGUGAAGCAAGGCGUUGAUUGCGUGAAUGUAGCCAUCUUUACCAAUGCCAUGUGGUCUAACAACGGGCAAUACGAUGAGGGGAUCGCUAUCUUUUUCUCGCUGCUUGUUCCCAAACAACUUCAUGAUCGAGACGACGUUAUUGAUAUCUUCUUGGAUAUGGUGACGAUAUGGGCAUUUGCCGAGACACGUUGGCCUAUUGGAGGAAAGGGGAUCAAAGAAGUCAUCAGCAAGAUGAAAGAAAGGAUCGAGAUUGUUCUCAAAGGCGAAGACUCAUUGCUAUGUCAAAAGAUAUGGAAGGCUUUCUAUGCAAGAUAUGAACAUCAGGAUCCGAUGCCAUGGGAUAUUCUUGAAGAGAUGGUCAACCCGAAACGUCUGAAAUCGGCAUGGUUUGAGGUGUUACCCACUGUACUGGAUGCCAUUGAUAACAAGGAGGAGGGUGAUCAUCAACAACAAGCCGAGGAAAAUGGAAGCGACAAUGAUGCUAUUGAAAAUGGCGAUGGCUCAACAUGCUCAUUUGGCACUACCAACGAAGGAUUGUUGAAAGGAGAAUACUUGGAUGAGGUGGAUAAUGAUGACGAUGAGGAGGGGGAAGAAGAAAACACAAUCAACAACAAUCAACAUCAUCACGAAUCGGAUGUUCCAGAAUCACGCGAAGGGGAGGGGAAUCAACAAGACGAACCACAUGUGGAAGGUCAAUGUCCAAAUGAAGAUUCAGGGAAUGUAGAAUCGGCAUCACUUGAGGAUACACAUGAAUUGCAGCAUCGAGAGGAGGAUUUCCAUGUUGAGCGUACACCACCACAAACAACAACCGAGCCAGUGGAACUGCAUUUGACGUCACUUGAAAGUGGGCUUCAAGCACACCAAGACGUGGUUUAUGAUGAUGAUCAACCCAACGAUAGCAACUACAACGACGAUGAUUCAACAGGAUGGGACAUACAAGGAUCCGAUUAUGAAUACCACGACACCACAUCACCAAUGAAAGACGACGUUCCUUCAAAAAGAUAUCAUUACGAUCAUGGACAACGUAUAUCCUACAUGGCCCGCCACGUCAAUGCAGCAUCAUCAGCAUCACCUCUCAACUUUAGCAUGCACUUGUUAUCCCCAAUGGAUGCUUACACUGUAAUCGGCUCAACUCAGGAAGAGGGUGGUCAUAGUGUCAAUCAACAAGACAAUCGUGCGACACCAAAUGCAUCACAUGCUGGAAUGAAGCGCCCGCAUUAUCAAGAAGAAGAUGGUGAUGGUGAUGAUCAAGCUGAAACGCGUUAUCGACGUGAGCCCUCUUUUGUAUCAAAAAUCUUUGGGGAUGAUGAUGGCAACGCAAAUGCAAAUAUCGAAGACAUCAAUCCUAUACGACCACCAUCUCAUUCAAAUGCACGACGCAGUACUACUAGUGCUCGCCUGAUUGUAAGUGUGCCUCAAUUCAAUAUGUUGGGAUCAUUAUGCAAUCACAUCAAUUCUAAUGGUCCUCCACCGUAUGAUGACAACAACGUGCAUACAAAGACAACAACAAGGGAAGAUGAAGAAUACGAGAGACAUGCUUCAGCACCACAUCACCAUGACAACGAUCAUCGUAUCACCAACUUGGACCCCAACCCGCAUACGAGGACAGACGAUGAUGCCGUUCAGCAUAGUGACAAUGAGAUGGAGAAUGGGAAUACAUCAACAACAAGCCAACAACGACAAACACCACGCCAUGGUCUUGCAUACACAACCCAUUAUGGACCUGAAUUACCUGAUGAUGCAACACAAAUUGGAGAGCGAGAUGAUACCGCCAGUGGUGGAUGUGGUGAACCUACACGAGAUGAUGUUACCCAACAACAAGCGGUAUCUGGUUUCGGCAACACUACUAGGCAACAGGAUGAUCAUACUGCCAACAACCUAUCAAGUACCAAUACCAGUGCUACUGCAUCUCCUGUAUCUCAACGCCGUCGUCGUCGUCUUCGUCGCCGUCUUCAAGACAUCGGCCCUACUAUUGCUUCAACUCGUCCACGUCGCAACAAUGUAGCGUAUACUUUUCCACCAAUGGGCCAAACGUUUCGCCGUUGGACAACCGAGGAAGUCAAUGCCCUGGAUGAUGGUAUCAAGUUGUAUGGCAAACAAUGGGGGAGAAUCAUAGCCGAAUAUUCCAUCCUUCGCACAAGCAAAACAAAAGAACAAGCGGCGCGAAAGGCGAGGUACAUAGCAAAGCAACGAAAGUUGAAAGGCUUGCCAUUGGAGCAUUAUGAAGGCUGUGGAUAA
Molecule: messenger RNA, 2430 nt
Organism: Lichtheimia ornata
Lineage: Eukaryota; Fungi; Mucoromycota; Mucoromycetes; Mucorales; Lichtheimiaceae
Exons: 6
Coding region: 1-2430 (809 amino acids)
Source: RefSeq, a predicted model, not a curated record